AUUGAUCAAUACCACCAAGUUUCAGACGAGACUCUCGACCAUAUCGACGAAACUCUGGAAACGAUCGGUGAAGAAGUCGACUUGCCUGGUUUCGAUAUUGAGUACUCGCAAGGCGUAAUGACGAUCAAGCUCGGUGAGCAUGGAACGUACGUGCUUAACAAACAGCCACCUAACCAACAAAUUUGGCUCUCGUCACCGAAAAGUGGACCUAAGCGCUACGAUUAUGACGAGGAACAUAAAAAGUGGUUUUAUCACCGAAACAACCAUACUUUAGACGAGUUGUUGAACGAGGAAUUGAGUCAAGUGUUUGGGCGGUCAGUCGAUGUCUUGGAAGGUUUUGAGGCAUUAUAG
This is a messenger RNA of Zychaea mexicana, 351 nucleotides long. RefSeq names its product Frataxin-like domain-containing protein. The record is from RefSeq and is a predicted model, not a curated record. NCBI's taxonomy places the organism in Eukaryota, Fungi, Mucoromycota, Mucoromycetes, Mucorales, Lichtheimiaceae. Gene Ontology annotation, molecular function: ferroxidase activity; ferric iron binding; ferrous iron binding. The transcript is spliced from 3 exons. Gene Ontology annotation, biological process: iron incorporation into metallo-sulfur cluster; intracellular iron ion homeostasis. The annotation marks the transcript as partial. Gene Ontology annotation, cellular component: mitochondrion.